Teleopsis dalmanni is the source of this 825-nucleotide messenger RNA. Its product is annotated as GTP-binding protein SAR1b-like. Gene Ontology annotation, cellular component: endoplasmic reticulum exit site; COPII vesicle coat. The coding region runs from base 209 to 790 and encodes 193 amino acids. Gene Ontology annotation, molecular function: GTPase activity; GTP binding. The record is from RefSeq and is a predicted model, not a curated record. The transcript is spliced from 6 exons. Lineage: Eukaryota; Metazoa; Arthropoda; Insecta; Diptera; Diopsidae. Gene Ontology annotation, biological process: membrane organization; intracellular protein transport; endoplasmic reticulum to Golgi vesicle-mediated transport.
UAGACUGCCUUAUCGUUGCUGUUGUCGUCGUGUUAACCAGCAAAAGAAAUUAUCACAGAAGCACAGAAAUAACCAAAUAUAAAUUAAAAAUUUUCAACGAGUGUGUGAAAAUUUUUAAUUUAUUUGUAUGGUAUAUUUAGUAGCAUAACAACUCUUUAAUUAUAUUACCUUUUCCCUCUGCAAUAAAAACAAAACAAAAAACACAAAAAUGUUCAUCUGGGACUGGUUCACUGGUGUUUUAGGUUACUUAGGAUUAUGGAAAAAGUCUGGAAAACUAUUGUUCCUGGGUUUGGAUAAUGCUGGUAAAACGACAUUAUUGCAUAUGCUCAAAGAUGACAAGUUGGCACAGCAUGUUCCAACAUUACAUCCCACAUCGGAAGAGCUGUCAAUUGGAAAUAUGCGUUUUACUACAUUCGAUUUAGGAGGUCACACUCAAGCACGUAGAGUUUGGAAAGAUUACUUCCCAGCUGUAGAUGCAAUUGUCUUCUUAAUAGAUGCCUGGGAUCGUGGCCGUUUCCAAGAAAGUAAAAAUGAAUUGGAUGUUUUACUAACAGACGAUGCGCUGUCAAAUUGUCCCGUCUUAAUAUUGGGCAACAAAAUCGAUAAACCCGGUGCAGCCAGUGAAGAUGAACUAAGGAAUGUGUUUGGUCUAUAUCAAGUGACCACUGGCAAGGGUAAAGUAGCACGUUCAGAUCUACCCGGACGUCCUCUAGAGUUAUUUAUGUGCUCUGUGUUGAAAAGGCAAGGUUAUGGUGAAGGUUUCCGUUGGUUAGCGCAGUACAUUGAUUAAAAAUUAGGAAAACAUGUAACAAUGAAGAUUUUUUU